This is a messenger RNA of Gopherus flavomarginatus (Mexican gopher tortoise), 789 nucleotides long. RefSeq names its product histone H2A.V. NCBI's taxonomy places the organism in Eukaryota, Metazoa, Chordata, Testudines, Testudinidae. Bases 133 to 519 code for a protein of 128 amino acids. The transcript is spliced from 5 exons. The record is from RefSeq and is a predicted model, not a curated record. Gene Ontology annotation, molecular function: structural constituent of chromatin; DNA binding; protein heterodimerization activity. Gene Ontology annotation, cellular component: nucleosome.
CUGAUUGGCUUGGAGCGGCCGCGGCAGGCCAGGCUCCCUCCUCGCGCUUAGGCGGUUUAUUGUCUCGCGGCUCCUAAGGCGGCUCUAGCGCGGCGGAAUCGGGACCGGACCUCGCACAGCAGCGGCGGAACCAUGGCUGGUGGCAAGGCUGGAAAGGACAGUGGAAAGGCCAAGGCGAAGGCAGUUUCUCGCUCACAAAGAGCAGGACUGCAGUUCCCAGUGGGUCGAAUCCACAGACACUUGAAGACUCGCACUACGAGUCAUGGGCGAGUUGGUGCUACUGCUGCAGUGUACAGUGCUGCAAUUCUUGAGUAUCUCACUGCUGAGGUGCUGGAAUUGGCAGGUAAUGCCUCCAAGGAUCUCAAAGUAAAGCGUAUCACUCCUCGUCACUUGCAGCUUGCUAUUCGUGGGGAUGAAGAGUUGGAUUCCCUUAUUAAAGCUACCAUUGCUGGUGGAGGUGUAAUCCCUCACAUCCAUAAGUCUCUGAUUGGAAAGAAGGGACAGCAGAAAACUGCAUAGAGAGGAGUUUUAACCAACCCUCUUCCUCCCUGUCAUUGUACUGUAACUGGGACAGAAGAAAUAUGGGGAUAUGUGGAAUUUUUUAAGAAAUAGUUAAAUGGAAGAGCAUAGACAAUUGACUGUAGACAUCAGAAAACAUUUGUAUGUUCUUUAGAUUCAAAGUUUGACAAAAAGUAUCUUGUCAUGUGGCAGCAAUUCGUGUGUUGAUUGGCUAGGUUUCUCCCGUGUGUUUUAUACAAAAAUGGAACUGAUAAACCAUUUUUUACAAAA